CAUUUUCCUUUUCCUUUUCCUUUUCCUUUAAAUACUGUUCCCUCCUUUUCGUGUCAUUUGAAAUCCAGUGAGUGGUGAGUGAUAGUCCUUGAGUGAAUUGAGUGUUUUGGAAAGAAGAAUGGCAGCAGAGUCAGAAGGAGAAGGAAAUAAAGAGUUAAUUGUAGAUGAUGACCUUAGAGAAAUGGGCAGCAAAGCUGUUUGGAGUGUCGGCUCUUGCAAGCCUGGCAAUGGCGUCUCUUUUCUACGCGACGAUAAUCUCAACUCCUAUUGGCAAUCGGAUGGUCCCCAGCCACAUUUGGUUAAUAUUCAGUUCCAGAAGAAGGUUAAGUUGCAAUUGGUUGUGAUUUAUGUGGAUUUUAAGCUUGAUGAGAGUUAUACGCCUAGUAAGAUCUCUAUUCGAGGUGGUGAUGGUUUCCACAACUUGAAGGAGAUAAAAACUGUGGAACUUGACAAGCCAUCUGGCUGGGUCUAUCUAUCCUUAUCUGGACACGAUCCUAGCUAUUUUCACCUGCAAUGCAGGGAAACCUUUGUCAAUACUUUUAUGUUGCAAAUUGCUGUGCUGUCAAACCACCUUAAUGGGAGGGAUACUCAUGUGCGCCAAAUCAAAGUUUAUGGGCCUCGUCCGAACCCUAUUCCACAUCAGCCAUUUCAAUUUACUUCAAAGGAAUUCAUUACUUACUCUACUCUGAGAUAAGAAAAUGUGGGACUUUGAAGCAUGAAGUUAAUCAUAUUAUAUAAAAAUCAUGCAGUGCUCUCCAAUUCAUGUAGAAUCUACAGCAUUAAGGUGUUCAAGAAGGGUUGAAAUUGUGUGCUUUAUUGAUUACAUUUUGCUUCUUUUGCUCGGAAUUCAUGUAAACCAACUUGAAGUAUAGGCCAUAUCAGUUUGAUCAUUUCUUGUGUCCCUGUGAGUCUGUAAACUUUUAUCUGGAAAGAGACCUUGCAGACAAACGUUAUAGUCAACGAAAUUAUGUGCUUGU
This is a messenger RNA of Pistacia vera, 977 nucleotides long. RefSeq names its product anaphase-promoting complex subunit 10-like. Bases 119 to 694 code for a protein of 191 amino acids. Gene Ontology annotation, biological process: protein K11-linked ubiquitination; anaphase-promoting complex-dependent catabolic process. NCBI's taxonomy places the organism in Eukaryota, Viridiplantae, Streptophyta, Magnoliopsida, Sapindales, Anacardiaceae. The record is from RefSeq and is a predicted model, not a curated record. Gene Ontology annotation, cellular component: anaphase-promoting complex. The transcript is spliced from 6 exons.